AUGGCUGAGCUGCUACAUGCUGCCCAUUGUCCUCAGAACCAGCUUAUUAUGGCAGCCUUGUGGUUUUUGUCCUGCCUGGCACUUGUCAGUGCCGCACAGAGUUGCGGCGUCCCUUCGAUCCAGCCUGUCCUCACUGGCUACUCCCGCAUUGUCAAUGGGGAGGAGGCAGUGCCCGGAUCAUGGCCCUGGCAGGUCUCCCUGCAGGAGAAGAGCGGGUGGCAUUUCUGCGGUGGGUCCCUCGUCAGCGAGCGCUGGGUGGUGACUGCUGCCCACUGUGGGGUGACGACCUCCAACGUCGUGGUGCUUGGUGAACAUGACCGCAGCUCCUCUGCUGAGAAAAUACAGAAGCUGGCUGUUGAGAAGGUCUUCACCCACCCAGAGUGGGACCCCGUUGCCAUCAACAACGACAUUGCCCUCAUCAAGCUGGCCACCCCUGCUGAGAUGACCGACACUGUGUCCCCAGUGUGCCUGACAGACACUGCUGACCACUUCAAGAGCGGAGACCUUUGUGCCACCUCUGGCUGGGGCAAGACACGCUACAACGCCUUCACCACCCCCAACAAGCUGCAACAAACAGCCCUGCCCCUCCUGUCCAAUGAGGAGUGCAAGAAGUCCUGGGGCAGCAACAUCUCUGACCUGAUGAUCUGCGCUGGUGCAGCCGGAUCUUCUUCCUGCAUGGGUGAUUCUGGCGGACCCCUUGUGUGCCAGGAAGGCAAUGUCUGGAAGUUGGUGGGCAUUGUGUCUUGGGGCAGCAGCCGCUGCUCAACCACCACCCCUGCUGUGUAUGCCCGCGUCAGCCGCCUCCGUGCCUGGGCCGACGAAACCAUGGCUAAUAACUGAGCUUCCGGUGUCAUGGGAUGAGGGGGAUCAAUAAAGGCUGUUCCUCCUUUGA
Podarcis raffonei (Aeolian wall lizard) is the source of this 892-nucleotide messenger RNA. Its product is annotated as chymotrypsin B-like. Gene Ontology annotation, biological process: proteolysis. NCBI's taxonomy places the organism in Eukaryota, Metazoa, Chordata, Lepidosauria, Squamata, Lacertidae. The record is from RefSeq and is a predicted model, not a curated record. Gene Ontology annotation, molecular function: serine-type endopeptidase activity.